Molecule: messenger RNA, 1356 nt
Organism: Trichoderma harzianum CBS 226.95
Lineage: Eukaryota; Fungi; Ascomycota; Sordariomycetes; Hypocreales; Hypocreaceae
Exons: 1
Coding region: 443-1096 (217 amino acids)
Source: RefSeq, a predicted model, not a curated record
UACUAGGUAGUAGAAGAAGCGAUGGAAGGGGAAGUGGAAUGGAACCUGCCCCGUGCUGAUGCAAUCUCGGGCAACGGCCACCUCACAGCUGGCAAUGGGGAGAAGAAAGAGGGUCGAGAGAGGGUCGCAUGGGGAGAAAAGAGAUGCGGUCGUCCAGCCAGGUCGAGGGUUGGGCACGGAGUAGUCCGUAUAGGUGGUAGGUCUCCCUUGAGUUGUCGGAUGGAUAUGCGGAGGGCCGGCGAAUGGCAGCGUCCGGAUGGCCACAACAAGGUGAGCGACAGAAAGGUAACCAGCUAACGGGCCUUGCCAAUCCAAUGUAAUGUAAUGUACAGGUAUGGUGGCAGGUCAGUCAGCAGAAGGCGUGUGCCUCGAAAGGUUACAGGGCAUGCCCCGUGCUUGCGCGACGACAAGGCGAUCUUGAGCUAGAUGGAGCUUUUCUCGUAUGCAGACUGCCGAGAGCUUGUUCGCCGGACCAAACAAUGGAAACCAAAAUAACGUCGCACGGCACGGUGGAGCCGAUCAAUGGCUGGCUUUCAGCGGGCACGCACUGGCAGAAGAUCAGGUACUUGUACAAGUAGUCGUAGCUGGCUGUACAGACAGUAUCUCGUAUGCUGCGAAAGGGCGAGCAAAGGGGGAGAAAGUCAAUGGGCGGGAUGGGGGUCACAUCGGGGCUUUCUGUCUGGAAGCAAUAAUUAUCGCAGGGCACGCGCUCACUCGCAAGACAGCAGCAAUACGAAGCAAGUCAACAGCGCAGUGGCGCGUGUACUCCAUACUUGCCCGUAUUUGGCACAGCAGCGCAUGCGACAAUGGAGACGGCCCAAAGGGAAAGGGACGUUCGACGAGAUCAACCUUGGUAAAAGGAGGGCUUCUGGGUGCGGGCGACGCUUCCAUUCCAGGGGGGCCAGCCAAGGGGGAAGCCAUUAGCGGGUGGAGAGGCAGAGGGAGUGGCGCUGCAUGGGAUGGGCAAGGCAAGGUGAGGCCAGGCAAGACAAAGAGGCAACGCAAAAGGAUAGGUGCUGUACUCGUAGACUGUUGGAAGUUGAGCAGAAAGUCGAGAGGUUUGUGGUGUUGUAACGUUGCGGUGGAGAGUUGGUAGCGUGGAGGUUUUGACGGCGACUAGGCGCGGGAUGGACAGGGGGGGCUGGCCCAGCUGGCCGGGAAAUUUUGCCAUUGGGUCCGGCGAUUUGGAGGCGUGCUGAUGGCCUGAAAUUGCAGAGAUGCAACGGCGCGGAGCAGAACACGGAGUACAGGUACAGGUACAGGGAACCUGCGGAAUUGAUACACAUAUUGGCGGCUCAGCGGAAGUGUCCAUGUACAUGGUGCAACUCAAAUGAAGAAUCAAUCAAUCAAUCCAAU